This is a messenger RNA of Monodelphis domestica (gray short-tailed opossum), 5126 nucleotides long. The record is from RefSeq and is a predicted model, not a curated record. Lineage: Eukaryota; Metazoa; Chordata; Mammalia; Didelphimorphia; Didelphidae.
AUGGUUAUGUGCUUGAGACGCUACCAGCAGAUGGUAGAAUUACAGGAUGCAACAUUUUAUGAGGCUCUUUCCCCAAAGUUCUAUAAAGAUGAUGCUGAAAAGGAGAAGGCCACAGCUAAGGCUCUGGAAGAUGUCAAAGCCAACUUUUACUGUGAGUUGUGUGACAAGCAGUACCACAAACAUCAGGAGUUUGAUAAUCACAUUAAUUCUUAUGACCAUGCCCAUAAGCAGAGACUGAAGGAAUUAAAACAACGGGAAUUUGCUCGAAAUGUAGCUUCUAAAUCAUGGAAAGAUGAGAAGAAACAGGAAAAAGCACUUAAGAGGCUCCAUCAGUUGGCUGAAUUGAGGCAGCAGUCUGAAUGUGUUUCUGGAAGUGGACCAGUUUUUAAAGCACCAAGAGUGGCCCCAGAAAAGCAGUUCCAAAAAGAAGUUGUCUCAUUUAAUGAUGUCAAAAAUGCAGGAUAUGUGAAGAGUUCUGUCUUCCUCAAAGGUAAAAGCAUCACCAGAAGCGUUUCCAACAAACAACGCCAGGUUACGCAAAAUCGACGCUCAUUCCAAACUGAGAGACAUUAUUUGUUUGGAAGUCGGGUCCUACAACCACUUUCUGAUGGCAGCAAUCCCUGCCACAGGACUGGAGUCUCAUUCUCUUUCUCCAAAAAAGCUCAUCUAAAAUUGGAAUCCUCAGCUUCAGUUUUCAAUGAGAACACAGAGGAAACAUGUGAGUGUACCAAAUCACCCACCCAUAAAACAAAACAGGCAACAACCACCUGGAAAGGUUAUGCAUUUUCAGAUGCAGACAUGCCACUCACUGGUGGGAAAGUCUUAAAUAAUACCAGAGGACAUAUAGAAAAAUUGGUCUCCAAUUCUGUUCCAAUAAGAACUAAAGUUUUAAAGGACAAAAAUGACCCUAAUGAUAGGAUGCUACAAGACUCGAUUAAAAUCCAUUCCUCCAUGUCCAAAACUAAUAUCCAUCUUUCAGGUAUAGAUUUUCAUUCUUCAUUUGGAGAAAAAGAACAUGGAAAUGAAAUUAAUGAGAUUGAGGACUCUCCAAAAGGCCACAGCUAUCAUCUUUACCAAACAAAUGCCUUUUGUACACCACAGAACACAUAUAAGCACAGUGAAUAUAGGUUAUUUGAAUGUCUGGAUGAGUUUCCAUCACCAAUGGGACAGGAGCAUUCAGUUAAGUUAAAUCCCAGCUCCAGAAUGGACAACAGAAUAAAAUCCAUUGAAGAAGCAGGUUCAGUUAAAAGAAAUAUGGAAACCUUUGUAAAAGAUACACUAAUUCAUGGAGAAGAAUCCAAAGCAUUGCCUUUCCUCCAUGUGCUCAGCAAAGAUGGCAGCACCAACCUCCAGUGGCCCACUGAGCUUCUGUUAUUUACAAAAACUAAACCCUGCCUCUCUUAUGGCUGCAACCCAUUGUAUUUCGAUUUCAAACAUUCUCAAAACACAAAAGGAGCUAAUAAACAGAAUGAUGUGAAAGCUGAAUGUUGUAUGGAGCCUUCUGUGACUAAGACAGAAAAAGAGAGUCAAGCCUCAGGUUUAAUCAAAGACAAACGAGUAGUGAUACAAGAAGAUAAUCAGUCACUGAAACCAAAGAAGAUGAAAUGUAAUCUAGAUGAGAAAUGGUCCCUGAAAAAAUAUCAAUCAGGCCUCAAUAACUCUGAGCCAAAUGUGAGUGAACAGGAAUAUAGUACAAACAAUUUGAAUGAAAAAAAUCCUAAAGUGCCUGCUUAUCUUGAUGUCUCUAAAAAGGAUUAUUUGAUAGAGAGGCAUCCACAUGAAACAGAACCUAUGGGUCCCUGGAAGGAACAUUUGCAAGCCUGCCAAAGGGUAACUCUGACCAAUACCAGUGAGGUCAAAUGCUUUUCGCCCUGUGUCUCUAGGACUAAAAAGCAUAAAUCUGCUACAUGGGAUAAUCAUUUGAGAUAUAAAUGUGGAAACCAAGACCCUUGGAAAUUCAGUGCUGGUUUAGCAGAAUGCAUCAGUAAUGUGAAUAAUGAUGAAAAGGACUUCCAUAAAAGUGUGAAUAAAAAUCACCUUCAAACACUCAGAGAGACUUCAGAAUGUAAACAGAAUAGAAGUUCUGAUAGAUGUUGGAAAUCCUCCUCUCCAAAAUCAUCACUGGACAGACAAUCUAGUUCUUCUGAUAUUUCUCUUUAUAGCACAAGCAGCCACAGAAGUACCUGUUCAAGUCAUAGGUCCAGUGAAAAUGGCAGAGAUACUGUGCUUUACAUGUGUAGAAAAGAAUGCCACCCAAAGGACUGGCACAUGGAAUGGUCUAGGAAGCAUAACUUUCUUUCUUGUGUCAAUGAUGAAGAAAGGAGUAGUCAGUUCCAAUCAAAAAGUCAGAAAAGGGGUAACUGCAAACUCUGGAGUGGUUUUAGAAAUGAAAAACAAUCAAAAUAUAGAUAUACUCACAACAGGGGUAGGUCAAAGCAGGGGAAGACUAGACAUCUGUGUCUAGACCCCAAACCCAGCAAAACUACUGGGGAACCCAGCACCCAAAGUUGUUUCACAAGGUAUUCUAGGAGCAGUGACAGAUCACCUGAAAACCCAGGACUUUGGGACAGAAAUAUAGACUCUUUCUUAAGAGAAAAAACUGAUCAUAUGAAGACAGGCAGUGAGACUCAGGGGGAAAUAGCAAAUCCUCAAGAUUCAUACUUGGGAAAAUUAAAUAUCUCUGAGCCAAUCAACUGCCCAUGGAGAGAUGGGGACAGUGGAAAUUCAAGGAUCCCAGGACUACACAUUUCAGAAAGUGAAAAAACAUCACUGACAGUCCUGAGACUUUUAGAUGGAGGGCACCCAGAGAAAUGUCAGGAACAAACAAACAAAGGUGAGGUCUUUUCAGAUGGAUGCCAGAUGGAAGUGGAGGAUCACUCCCAAAGUCACUUUGCAAUUAGGCUCCCAGCCCCCAGAGGUAACCCAUCAGUGUUCCCUUUGAUGGAAGAAACACCAAACAUAAGUAAAAUUUCCAAUAAUAAAGGCAAUUUGAUUCAAAAAAGUGCUGAGAGAGACAAGGAUGAAGGAUCACAGACAAAGAAUGAUACAGUUUUGUCAGACACUGGUGAUGAGAACUGUCUUUUUAAAGAUAUAAUUCAAAUAGGAACAGACUAUCGGUCCCUAAACAUAAAAAUGAACACUUUUCCAAAAGAACAAUUUAGUCCUUCAAUUAGUGAAACCCAACCUUUUAUACAAAGCUCUGACCCAGUACCAAAUAAUUUCCCUGGUGCUCUGCCAUCUAUCAGAUAUUCUGGUGUUAUUAAUACAACAGAGACCAAAGAGGAACAAAAAAUCUUUGAUCGACAUGAUGUAAGCAUGGACAUGAAUGAAGUAGAAGGGAAUAUCAACACUUACUUUGACAGCACUAUGCAGAAGUAUGGUGAACCAGAUCAGGAAACCUACCACAAAUCCAUUUCCCCCCCUUUAACACAGCAGCCCAUAACAUUCACACCUGAGGAAGUAGACAAAUAUAGACUGCUUCAGCUACAAGCCCAACAGCACAUGCAGAAGCAGUUCCUGUCCAAACAUCUUAAAGCUACAGGUCCUCCUGCCUUCUCCUCUACGGCAGUGAUGCCAUCGGUACCAGUCCAUCAGCACACAUCCAUCACAACCAUCCAUCACACUCUUUUGCAACAUUUUGCUGUCUCUGCUUCCAUGAAUCAUCAUGGAAGUCACCUCCCUGUUGCUCACCUUCAUCCCCUCUCUCAAACACAUUUUGCCCCCAUCUCAUUUUCACCUCUGACUCCUGCCAUCAUCCCUACACAUUCUACAUUUUUGGCUGGUCACCCCAUCCAUCUAGUCCCUGCUACCCAUAUUCACCCAUCCCACUUGGCCCUCCAGCCAUUGCCUCAUGCUACAUUUAUUCCAACUUUGUUCAGGCCUCACUUGAAUCCAGUGACAGCUUCAAUUAUUCAUUUAAAUCCUCUAAUUCAACCCGUAUUUCAAGGGCAAGACUUUUGUCAUCAUUCGUGUUCUGGUCAGAUACAGCAGUUCAGUCGAAUCAAAGAAGUGUUGAAUGUUUCUGCUCACUUGAACUAACAAACAAUUAAUGACCUCUCUAUGCUGGGGGAGGAACAGUGGAACAUUUUAAGAAGAGAGAUUGUAUCUACUCACUGAAAAAUAUUUUGGAAAUGAGAUAUGCAAUUAUGGUGAAAAUUGAAGGUUUUGGGCACCUGCAAACUUGCAAGAUUUGGGUUCAUGUAUAAAUAUGGAUUAAUUACCAAGUAUUUGACAUGAUAUUUUUCCCUUAACAGAACAAUACCACUAACUUUAAAAUAAUUUCUCAUAAAAAAGGUACAAAUGUGGAGACAUGGUUCAACAUUUAGGUUGAACUUCUAGGCAUUUAAGGAAAAAAAUGUCAGCUGACAAAUAAUGAACUAUAAUUAACAUGCAAUAUUGACUUGAUUGUUUUGAUUGAUUUGAAUACACAAAGCAACCAAUACAUUUAGUAACAAGAACCACAAAAUGGUUCUUUGACUAAAAUGCUAAGUGUUGAUUGGCCUGUCAAAUGCAAAAAGACUAUGGAUCUGUCUGGAAAAAAAAUGCAAUUAAUUCAGAAAAAGUAUGUUCUUAAAGGGGAAAAAUGUUUCUUUUGACAGAUUGAUUGUCCACAUUGACCAAAUUCUUUGGAUAAUUGUUAAUUUGCCAUCUUAUGUUCAGGUAGAAAAAGACUAUAUACAAUGAAAAAAUGUUAGGUCAAAUUCAUUUCAGAUGCUUUCCUAUCACCCAAAGGCUCUAACACGAAUCAUUUUCUUAUGAAAACAAGUAUUCACAAAUAAUUAGUAUUUGAUAUUGGAUGAGCUAUGCAAAAUAAAUUAUAAUUGAUAUGAAAAAUGUGAUAAUUUCCAUUCAUCAUAAAGAAUAGGAAUAUGGACUUUAUUUAAAAUGCUAACAGUGCUUAGAAAAUUAUCAUCUGGUCAUUUUCAAACACAAAAGGAAAAUAAUUUUAGAGAAAAAUGUUUAGCAUCAAAACAAAGCAUUUAUAAAAGUAAAACAUUAAAUUUCUAUUUAAUUGUUUAAUAAUGUAUAAAAUAUCUUGCUCAAAAUUUCAUAAAUGAUAUACUAUAAACCAAACUUUAUAGUUUUAAAAUUUUAUUAAUAAAAAUAAUUAUUGCUAUUCCACAAAA